Molecule: messenger RNA, 4550 nt
Organism: Cydia pomonella (codling moth)
Lineage: Eukaryota; Metazoa; Arthropoda; Insecta; Lepidoptera; Tortricidae
Exons: 5
Coding region: 73-3447 (1124 amino acids)
Source: RefSeq, a predicted model, not a curated record
UGCUGUCACAAGUCACAACAACACAACUUCUGUUUUGAAAUCCAUAGAACAGUGCCAUUAGACGCUCUUUUUAUGGAUUUUCAUAAGAAAAAUAAACCUAACUACGACAGAGUGAUGUCUCGCGUGUUCAACCGGUCUCAUACUAGUCUAAGACCUAGUUCAAAUGUGACACGACACGAAGUACCGUCGUCAGUGCGCGUUGGCGCGAAACCAUCUGUUUCGGCCGUGAGUUCUAGUGUUUUUAGUGAACUUCCAACGGUGUUAAAUGACUAUGUGCCCGAAGUGCACGUAGAAAAAGUAGCUAAAAGGCCGUUAGUAAGGCCUAGAAGAACUUUAAAGUCUCUAGACCCUGGUAAAGCUAAGUCUCCGUCGAGAACAUCUCGAGCGCGCGGAAGUGCUAAUGUUAGUAAUAUUAGGGCUCGCAGCUCGGUGCCUACGGUGUUGAGUAACAACGGAGAGGAGUGGUCGGAGUCUCACGUUCGACAAUGCUAUAGUAGCAGGUCUCACACCAGACUGAAGGAAUUGAAGGAUGAAAUAAAAGCUUUCCGUGAGACAGAUAAACUCUUGAAGAUACGUAGUCACCUUUACAAGAGCUGCGGUGUGGUGCUAGAUGAUGUUGGGAAUGUAGCUCAAGACAAGGCGGUCCAGGCUGACCCCGAACCAGAAAAGGAAAUUUCGUCUUCAAGAACGGAGCGGCGAUCGGAUGCCGGAGCCCCUGUGCCUGACCAACAGAUGAGGCCCGGACCGCGGUACCCCGUCGAUCGAUAUUUGGUUGAGCGCAGCAAGAUUGAAAUGGUAAACAUCAUAGACGACGAUAUAUGGAAGCCGGAGCCGGCCCUCCGGCCUGAAGAGGAAAUUAUACUCAGAAAGUUGCAUGAAAUGCUGCAAUCGACUGCAGACGACCUGAAGCUGCUAUCUGGAGAACUGGCGCAGCGCGAGCCAGGGAUGCGCGAGCGACCGCGGGCACCCCCCGCGCCGCUUGACGACGACUUCAAUGAAAAGAUUCACAUCGAAGAAGUUGUUAAUGCCAAAUUUCACGGGUACAAAAUUAUCCAUAAUCCCCCAAAACCGAAACUAACAGAAAAUAUUAACAAACAUGAUAAAAAUGCUUUAAACAAUAACAUUCUACAAAAUGCGCCUAUAAAUAAUAAGCCGACAAGAACUAAACAGCUUACUAAAUCACGCACUAGAAUAGUUCAAAUUGAUGCCACAAAUAGUACAAAGCAAGAAAAAGGAGAUGUUAUUAUAAAACCUCAUAAAGAAACUGUAACUUACAAUGAAUUUACUUUUCAAUACCCGACCACAAAAGAAAAGAGUUUUGUUAAGGAUCUACAAGUACAAACCAUGCCUAGCAUUAACAUUAGAGGAGAAUUGAAGGAACAAAAAGUCUUACAAUUAGAUAUAGAACCAGAACCUGAUAAGAUUGAAAGCGAUUCAGAACCUAAACCUAAUGUUGGUGUCAUUUCUGUGCAGCAUGAGAUUUCUUCCUUAAAGGCUCCAGCGAUAAAAAACCCACAAACAUUUGUAUCCUCCCAUUUACCAGCUACAAUACAUAAAAAACCAACAAGAAAAGUCACAAAAAUUGUUACCUGCGAAAGUAGUACUUCAACUAACAAUGGUAAUUCUGGUUCCCAAAUAAAUUUAAACUUCCGCACAGCAAAAACUACUAGAGCUUCUUCUACAACUUCAUUACGUUCAGAUCAAAAUAGCAAAGGAAGCACGACAACUAAAGCUGAACCACAAAAACGAGCGCAUGUCAAUUUGGAUGAAUGGAGGAAAAAACUAAAUUCUGUCUAUGGAAAACCGUCAAGUUCGAAGAAAAAUAAACUGCCACCUAAAUCAAAGGGAGGUGGCAAGAAAAUAUCACCUAAAAAAGCUAAUCUACAACCAUCAAAUCUUUCAAAACCACAACCAAAAUUAUUGAACAACGCUCAGUACAUUCCGUAUUCACAAUUAACUUUAGGAGGUGUCAAUGUUAGCGAUAUUGAAAAAGAAAUAUCAAAUAUACCGAAUAAAAAUAAUAUACCACUUAGCCCUAUUCUAGACAAAAUAUUAAGUAGUCAAGAAAAUUCACGCAAUAACAGCCCAAGGAAAAAAGAUAAAGGAGACAGUUCGAAAAUAUUAACAACCUCCGAUGAAAACUUGCUACAGGAAGUAAUUGAUAUUGAAAAAACUGUCAAUAAAACUUUAUCUAAAAAUACUGAGAUAAAAGUCAGACACAAUAAGUCUCUAAAGUUAUCUAGUGAUAGUACCAACGAAGAUACAAAUGAACCUGAUAGUUACGCAGACGACUUUGAGGACGAGAAAUCAGACCAAUCAGAUAAAAAUAGCCGUGACAGUCAAUUAAAUUCAGGUAAUAAAUCUUCUGAUAAAGCGAAUACCAGUGGAAUGACUGAUAACAGUGCUGCCACAGAGGAAAAGGUGGAAUGUCCUAAAAGUAAAACAAGUAUGCAUAAUGUGCCGUAUUCAAAAACCCCCAAACUUUCAUUGAAAAAACGCGUGGAUAUUUUUGAGUUUGUACACAAUAUUGAUACUGAAGAUACUGCAACGCAAAGCCAAACCACUAAAAAGAUAUCUCUGAAAGAGACCCAAACUUCACCUAGAAAUGACAGUCCAAAUAUUUCAGUACAACCUAUUCACAACGAUCUUUGGCCUUCUGUGGAUCCAAGCAAGGAAAUCGAGAAAAUGUUUAAAUUGGAGAAGGAACUAAUUAAGAAGCUAAUCAUCGACGAAUAUGGGGAUUUACUACAAAGCUCCAUAGAUAAACCUUCCACUUCUAAAGCCAAUCAAGAUUAUUUACCCGCGAGUCUUAACAUAAAUGCGGCGCAAAAGGUGACGCAGACUUCACCAAAACAUGCGAAAAGUGUGAUGACUUCUCCCACACGAACCAAGACGAGAACCACUUCUCCCUUUCUUCUCUCUUUACCUGUCGAUCAUCAAACAAGUCCUAUUAUAUCUGUCACCACUGAGAAGGAUGUUAAGGUCGAAUUAGAACAGGAGCCCGAUGACCUCGGGAUAUCCAUAAAUUUGUCUUCCCCACGUUUCAGCCUUCGCUUACCAAACACAUCAGUCGAAGUUCUUUCCAAUUUGGAAAUCUGCAGUCGCUCGGCUCGCAGCGCCGAAAGAAAACGAGAAAGCAGUACUAGGAUAUCUAAAACUGUAAAGCAAAAUAUAACUAGCUCAACCUCAAUAGAUGCUGACAACUCUUCUUCAGAAAUUAGUAGUCUAGGAGAAGUAAAGUUUAAGCUUAAAAAGAAACUUAGAAGAAGAGUUUCUUCAUCAGAGUCUAGUAGUUCUUUGUCGUCCAUGUUAAGUGUAGAUAUCAAUUCUCUUGGCAUUCUGCCUUUGAGAAGUGAAGGAGAGGUUAGUUCAAAUCAUAGAUUUAAAAGUAGGAGCGCUAACUUACCUAGUAAAAGCGAAGGCGAAAUAAGUUUUGGUAAAAGAUAAAUCAUGGCUCUUGUCUUGUUGCAUCUGAUCUGAUUUUCGUUGCAUCUAUAUAGCCCAACCAUAUAACUCAGACAACUCUGUGUAUAUGUGUAAAACCAUUCUUAAAAUGCACACGCUAUCAGAAGUGUUUGCCUUUGCAUAUUAGUUAGAUUCGAACUGCAAACUCUAUUAACACUUAAAUAUGAGUGAGAGACAUCGACGGAGCGGUGUAUAUUUUAAAAUUGGUUUAACGCUUAUGCUUAGAAUAGCUUAAGCUUAGCUAGAAAGUACGAACUGGCAACCGAAUUGAAGCCAUUAUGACUAUGUAUUUCUGACAAAUUUUCCAUACGUAAUACGUAGUAGCUCUUUCACUGAUUACAAUAGCAAAAGAGACGGAGAUACUAGUAUUUUGGCUUCACUAUUUAUAGGUUGGGUCAAGGUUGCAUUUUACGGAACGCUUAUGGAACUAGGUUUCCGGGCUUUAUCAUUCUUAGGUUUAGACCUUUAGAUAAACAAAAUCUCAAAUUUAUAAGGCUAUCAUUGCCCUUAUAUUUUUCAGAUAACAGAUGUGUAUAAUACAACAAUCUAUAAUUCAAUGAAGAUACGAAUAAUCCCUUAGUGCCUUAUCUAUAGAAAACAUGUUAAAUAAAUGAAGUAUGUUUUCACCGUAAGUACAAAGUACAAAUUAAUGUUUAUUAUUUCUAUAUUCGCUUGUAUUGUCGAGGAGUUGAUAUUUGCAUCCAUUUUCUGUUCGAUUAUGAAUGAUUGCAUCGCGUUGUCAUUGUUGUAACAAAAUUAGGUUUCCUGUCUAUAUUUAAUGAUAUACGAAUUUAAAUAAUUUUGUACAUAUUCAUUUGUAAAUAUAUGUUUUUAAGUUGUGUGCCUAGUAGGUAUGCUUUUGAUCAAAUGAACUAGAAAUUAUUUUUAUAACUGAAUGUAAAUUUGACCUAAGUUAUCACAAUAUUUUGUGAUAUUAUUUUUUAUAUCUAUAUAAUAAGUAUCUAGUUUAUUACUAGUUAAUGUUAUGAAGUAAUAUUAAGAAUUGCCAUUUAGCUAAUAAUUAAGUUACAAAUGUUUUAAAUUAGUUACUGGAUUAAACAAAUUUAAUGUUGCUGACAUAAGAA